AUUAUCUCAAAAUCCCAGCAAACAAUCAGAAACCCUAAUACCCAACCCCCAAUUUCAGCGUCGUCUCCCCCACUCGUUGCGUAUCAAUCCCAAAGGUCUCCACACCACGACCGCCGCCGCCGGCCGUCGUCAGCAACCGCAGACGAUUCUUCCGAUCAGUUAUUCAGGAAAUCCAGAGAUACGCAAUGGCGGCGAAAUACGACUUGACUCAGCGGAUAGCGCCGCAGCUGGACCGGCAUCUCGUGUUCCCGCUGCUCGAGUUCUUGCAGGAGAAGGGUUUGUACGCGGAGGAGGAUAUUUUGAAGGCGAAAAUCGAUCUGCUUAAUCAGACUAACAUGGUCGACUACGCCAUGGAUAUUCACAAAUCGCUCUAUCGCUCCGACGAUGUUCCGCAGGACAUGGUGGAUAGGAGAGCUGAGGUGGUCGGUAGGCUGAAGGCAUUGGAAGAGGGAGCAGCUCCUUUGAUGGCCUUUCUGCAGAAUCCUAGUGCAUAUCAGGAAUUGAGGGCUGACAAACAAUACAAUCUUCAGAUGCUUAAUGAUCGUUAUCAGAUCGGUACCGAGCAGAUAGAAGCAUUGUAUCAGUAUGCCAAAUUCCAAUUUGAAUGUGGAAACUAUUCCGGGGCUGCUGAUUAUUUGUAUCAGUACAGGGCCUUGUCCACCAAUAGUGAUAGGAGUUUGAGUGCGCUGUGGGGAAAACUUGCCGCAGAGAUUUUGAUGCAAAAUUGGGACAUUGCUCUGGAGGAACUUAACCGCUUGAAGGAAAUAAUUGACUCUAAGAAUUUCUCAUCUCCGAUGAAUCAAGUUCAAUGUAGAAUAUGGCUGAUGCAUUGGAGUCUAUUCAUCUUCUUCAACCAUGAGAAUGGAAGAAUGCUAAUCAUUGACUUGUUUAAUCAGGACAAAUAUCUUAAUGCUAUUCAAACAAAUGCUCCGCAUCUCUUGCGUUACCUGGCGACUGCAUUUAUUGUCAACAAGAGGAGGAGGCCGCAAUUUAAGGAAUUCUUAAAGGUGAUUCAGCAAGAACAGUACUUGUUUGAAGAUCCCAUUACAGAGUUCUUAGCGUGUAUAUAUGUCAACUAUGACUUUGAUGGAGCACAAAAGAAGAUGAAAGAGUGUGAAGAAGUUAUAUUGAAUGACCCAUUUCUUGGGAAAAGAAUUGAAGAAGGAAACUUUGCCUCUGUACCUCUAAGAGACGAAUUCCUUGAAAAUGCUCGUCUUUUCAUCUUUGAGACCUACUGUCGUAUUCAUCAGCGCAUUGAUAUGGGGGUGCUAGCCGAGAAGCUGAAUUUGAAUUACGACGAGGCAGAGAGAUGGAUACUGAAUCUUAUAAGGACAUCUAAGCUUGAAGCUAAGAUUGAUUCUGAGACAGGAACUAUUAUUAUGGAACCCAAUCAUACCAAUGUGUAUGAGCAGCUCAUUGACCACACUAAAGCACUUUCCGGACGCACUUACAAACUAGUUAGUCAGCUUCUUGAACACGCUCAGACUCAGGCUGCUCGAUAGACGUAGUAACCAACAUUGCUUUUGACUGAUAAAAUGGUUUAUUUAUUUCUUGCAAAUUUUGGAUUAUGGUGCAAACCUGUUUUAUGUCAUAAAUUAUUUCGAUUUACUGCAAAAAGGAAACUUUUCCUAGAGUCUACGGUGAUGAUUUUAUGUUAUAAUAUCCACAUGAUGCACGCGUCGUAUGUUAUGUAGAGGUUUGUCGAUUUCUACACACUUGGGCCUCGUUUGGUAAUGCUAGUGGAAUUGAUGAGAUUGA
Erythranthe guttata (spotted monkey flower) is the source of this 1758-nucleotide messenger RNA. Its product is annotated as eukaryotic translation initiation factor 3 subunit E. Gene Ontology annotation, cellular component: cytoplasm; eukaryotic translation initiation factor 3 complex. Gene Ontology annotation, molecular function: translation initiation factor activity. Lineage: Eukaryota; Viridiplantae; Streptophyta; Magnoliopsida; Lamiales; Phrymaceae. The record is from RefSeq and is a predicted model, not a curated record.